Messenger RNA from Vicugna pacos (alpaca), 2077 nucleotides. The record is from RefSeq and is a predicted model, not a curated record. Lineage: Eukaryota; Metazoa; Chordata; Mammalia; Artiodactyla; Camelidae.
AUGAUGGCGGCGACUGUGGUGGCUCGAGUGCUGGCGGGGACGCGACGGGCCCCGGCGCUCUGGCAGAUGCGGUGGCUGCCGCUGGUGCUGGUGCUGGUGGCGGUGGCGGCGGCGUCAGAGCAGCAGGUGCCGCUGGUGCUGUGGUCGAGUGCCAGAGACUUGUGGGCUCCUGCGGCCGACACCCACGAGGGCCAUAUCACCAGCGACAUGCAGCUCUCUACCUACUUAGACUCCGCCCUGGAGCUGGGCCCCCGCAAUGUGCUGCUGUUCCUGCAGGACAAGCUGAGCAUCGAGGACUUCACGGCGUACGGUGGUGUAUUUGGAAACAAGCAGGACAGCGCCUUUUCUAACCUGGAGAAUGCCUUGGACCUGGCCCCCUCGUCUCUGGUGCUUCCCGCCGUUGACUGGUAUGCGGUCAGCACUCUGACUGCUUACCUGCAGGAGAAGCUCGGGGCCAGUCCCCUGCACGUGGACCUGGCCACCCUUCGGGAGCUGAAGCUCAAUGCCAGCCUUCCAGCCUUGCUGCUCAUCCAUCUGCCCUACACAGCGAGCUCGGGUCUGAUGGCACCGAAGGAAGUCCUCAUGGGCAAUGAUGAGGUCAUCGGGCAGGUGCUGAGCAUGCUCAAGUCAGAAGACGUCCCAUACACAGCGGCCCUCACGGCGGUCCGCCCUUCCAGGGUAGCCCGUGAUGUAGCCAUGGUGGCUGGGGGGCUAGGUCGCCAGCUGCUACAAAGACAGUCGGUGUCGGCUGUGAUCCAUCCGCCUGUGAGUUACAAUGACACUGCCCCCCGGAUCCUCUUCUGGGCCCAAAACUUCUCGGUGACAUACAAGGAACACUACGAGGAUCUGACCUCGCUCACCUUUGGGGUCCAGGAUCUCAACCUGACUGGCUCCUUCUGGAAUGACUCUGUUGCCAGGCUUGCACUGACCUACGAACAACUCUUUGGUACCACGGUGACAUUCAAGUUCAUUCUGACCAACCGCUUCUACCCAGUGUCUGCCCGGCACUGGUUUACUAUGGAGCGCCUCGAAAUCCACAGCAACGGCUCCAUCACCGCCUUCAACGCCUCCCAGGUGACGGGGCCCAGCAUCUACUCCUUCCGCUGUGAGCAUGUCAGCGGCGCCAACAAGGACGGCGAUCUCCUGGUGCCUGGCACACAGCCCUCCCCCUGGCAGAUCACUUUUCAGGACUUCCAGAUCCAGGCCUUCAACGUGACGGGGGAACAGUUCUCCUAUGCCAGCGACUGUGCCGGCUUCUUCUCCCCAGGCAUCUGGAUGGGGCUGCUCACCUCCCUCUUCAUGCUCUUCAUCUUCACCUACGGCCUGCACAUGAUUCUUAGCCUCAAGACCAUGGACCGUUUUGACGACCACAAGGGCCCCACUAUCUCUCUGACCCAGAUUGUGUGACCCUGCGCCUGUGAGGGGUUGAGGGCAUCGUGGUGUCUGGGUUGUCACUUUCCCACCUUAAAGUGUGCUGGACAGAAGGGCUUCCCCUGUUCCUACCAUAGCAUGAGUCCCCAGUUCCCCUUGGCCUGUCUGGCUGCCUGUUCAGCCCGCUGAGGGUCUCCCCUGGGCUGCCCCCUCCCCAUCUCUACCAACAAGGUGUAUAUAUUCUGAACAGAUAGUAAAUAAAUCCCCUAGGCUUGGUCAUUGUGAGGGAAAAUCGUGUGAGUUCUAAGCCCCCUCGUCCUUCCCCUUUUUCCUUAUUUAUUCUCUUUUCUCCACCUUCACCCUUGCUGUUUAUAGUGCUUUUGUGUAACCAGUGCUCCCUCCUCAGGCUUUAUUGGGCUCCUUGCAGUAGCCAGGAGCUGGAGGUUCCCUAAGUUCGGGGAGGGGUGUGUGGAAGUACUAUUUAACUGUCUUGCUUGGCUGGCAUUAUUGUCUUUUGGUGAUGUGCUAACAAUAAGCAGUACAGUGGGGUUUAUUUCUUUGGCCUGAGAAGGAAAGGACCUCCAUUCAGGUUGGGCUGGGUGUGAUCACUGGGUUUAUGGCAUAUUCUUGCCAGGAUUGCCUGGCAGGAGCCUGGGGUGCUCCUGGUUUCCUUCCUAAUAAAAUAAAGACCGGUCGCCAUGCUUGA